AUGUGUGAAAUCUCACACGUACUCUUGCGCACCCAGGCCGACUGUCUGAUUCAAGACGACAAGGCUGUUCUCCAUGUGUCUGUCAGAGGCGCCAAAACCCACAAGCCCAACGAGACCAGAUGGGAAACCACAAGACCGGCCCCCUGCCCUCCGCAGUGUGUUGUCACCUCAUUUGGGUGUGCAUCAAGUGAGAAGGCCGAGGGGGUCAACCUCACUUGUGAGCCAAGCUUAGCCAAGUAG
Messenger RNA from Rangifer tarandus platyrhynchus (Svalbard reindeer), 240 nucleotides. The record is from the annotation of a GenBank genome assembly. Lineage: Eukaryota; Metazoa; Chordata; Mammalia; Artiodactyla; Cervidae.